AUGGUAAACGAGCAAGUGGUUGUUGUUUUUGCUGCUUUUUUCGAUAGAUUCUACAAUGCAGCUCACUAUCUACACGUGGUGGUUGUUUUUGCUACCUGUCUAGAGGAUAGAGCCAGAUGGGAAUUCAGUGAAGAACACAUUCUUCUAGCAGCAAUGGCGAACCCAAUAUUCUACUUUUCAAGCUGUCUGUUCUUAUCCAUUGUCAUUAUUCUCGUCAAGUUCUUUCAUAAAGUGUGGUGGACUCCAAUUCGCAUUCAGUCGUCGAUGAAGUCACAAGGAAUCAAAGGCCCUUCUUAUAGAUUCCUGCAUGGGAUGAACUUCCUUCAAUGGUACGGUCCACAACCACAAUUGAUCAUCACAGAACCUGAGCUGAUCAAAGAGAUAUUGAACAACAAAGAUAGAGCAUACCCAAAAGCAAAGGCCCCAAAUUACGUAAAGCAGCUCCUAGGUGAUGGACUUGUCACAUCAGAAGGUGAAAAAUGGUUAAAGAUGAGAAAACUGGCCAACCAUGCUUUCCAUGGAGGGAGCUUAAAAAAUAUGAUUCCAGCAAUGAUUGCCAGUUCAGAGAUUAUACUUCAAAGAUGGAGACAUUAUGAGAGCAAGGAGAUAGAUGUGUUUCGAGAGUUCAAGGUUUUAACAUCAGAAAUUAUUUCCAGGACAGCUUUUGGAAGCAGCUACUUGGAAGGGCAGCACAUAUUUGAUAUGCUAACGAGGAUGGCUCACAUUAUUUCAGGAAACAAUUACAGAAUUAGAAUUCCUGGAAUUGGAAAAUUUUUUAAGACAAGUGAUGACAUUGAAUCAGAAAAUCUGGAAGCGACAAUAAGAAGCUCUUUCAUGAACAUGAUGAAGAAAAGAGAGCAAGAGGCAAUGUUAGGAAAUAUAGAUGGCUAUGGACAUGAUUUCUUUGGAUUGCUCCUAGAGGCCUAUCACGAUUCGGAUAAGACCAAGAAAAUAUCAGUAGAUGACCUCAUUGAUGAGUGCAAGACUUUUUAUGUAGGUGGGCAGGAAACGACAUCAAGCUUACUUACCUGGAGUGUUCUUCUUCUAGCAAUUCACACAGAUUGGCAAGAUAAAGCAAGGAAUGAGGUGCUUGAAUUAUUUGGCCAACAAAAUCCAGGUCAAGAUAGCAUUGCAAAAUUGAAAAUUAUGAGUAUGGUAAUUAAUGAAUCUCUAAGACUAUAUUCUCCUGCUGCUGUUGUGAUAAGGAGAGUUGAAAGGGAAAUUAAAAUGGGAAAAAUAACUGUUCCAGCUAAUAUGGAAGUCCUCAUUUCAACUUUAGCACUUCAUCAAAAUCCUGAAAUAUGGGGAGAAGAUGUUCAUCUUUUUAAACCAGAGAGAUUUGCAGAAGGGUUAGCUAAAGCUACAAAAAAUAACAUUGCUGCAUUCUUUCCAUUUGGUUUGGGACCUCGAACUUGUGUGGGGGUGAACUUUGCACUUACAGAAACAAAGGUUGCACUCUCUAUGAUCCUGCAACGUUACAGGUUUACUCUCUCACCAACUUAUGCCCACUGCCCAGUUGAAGUCUUACAGAAACAAAGGUUGCACUCUCUAUGA
Populus trichocarpa (black cottonwood) is the source of this 1554-nucleotide messenger RNA. RefSeq names its product cytochrome P450 CYP749A22. Gene Ontology annotation, molecular function: oxidoreductase activity, acting on paired donors, with incorporation or reduction of molecular oxygen; heme binding; monooxygenase activity. The record is from RefSeq and is a predicted model, not a curated record. Lineage: Eukaryota; Viridiplantae; Streptophyta; Magnoliopsida; Malpighiales; Salicaceae. The transcript is spliced from 7 exons. The coding region runs from base 1 to 1554 and encodes 517 amino acids.